Striga hermonthica is the source of this 1278-nucleotide messenger RNA. The record is from the annotation of a GenBank genome assembly. Lineage: Eukaryota; Viridiplantae; Streptophyta; Magnoliopsida; Lamiales; Orobanchaceae.
AUGUAUUCUAUGAGGGCCAACUGUUUUGAGUUUCCAAAUUUUCAGAGAUCUGCCGAUUCAGAAAUGUCGUCAUCCAUCUGGAUGAAUCGUAUGGUUUCCGAACCGUACUAUUUGCUCCAUUUUCUGGUUUUCUUCUCCUACAUUCCUGUAAGGUGUUCCGCCGCCUGCCUCCUCUCUCCUCUCCGCUCAGCUCAUCUUCUUCACCGAGACCCCUCCGAGGCCCUCGAGAUUCGUUAUCAGGUUCGGCUCUACGAUGGGUCGGCUCCCCGACGGAGGCAGAGAUCUGCCGAUUCAGAAAUGUCGUCAUCCAACUGGAUGAAUCGUAUGGUUUCCGAACCGUACUAUUUGCUCCAUUUUCUGGUUUUCUUCUCCUACAUUCCUGUAAGGUGUUCCGCCGCCUGCCUCCUCUCUCCUCUCCGCUCAGCUCAUCUUCUUCACCGAGUGGUGAAAACAGAAUCAUGGGAGGCUUGUAUAGCCGAUACCUUAUUCUUCGCGAAGUUUUUCCUAGCAGCUAUUGCUCUGGUCAUGGAUUAUCACUUGGCUUUGUGGUAUGCCGUAGCAUUUGCCAGUAUUUUAUUCUUCGUUUUAUUUAAAAUAACUUAUCUAGGCACAACAAGUCACCUAACACCUCUCCAGUUGGAGACACUGCUUACUGAGGGGAACACAUCAAAAUUCUGGAUGGUCGAAUUUCGUUCUUUGUCUACAUCAAGUUGCAUAAGAUCAAGUUCUGUUUUACCUAAACUCUCAAUUACAUUCUCAAACAAAAAUUUAUCCUUCGCGGCAAUUGAUGUCGGACUCUUUCCAAAUGUUGCCGAGAAGUUUGGAAUCACCCUUGGAAAUCUGCACCAACUUCCGACUUAUAUGUUAUUCUGUGAUGGAGAUAUGGUCUUACGCUUACCUGAUAUUGAUUACGAAGCAAAGAUUUUUGAUUCGCCUGUGUCUAAGAGACUUUUGUGCCGACAUUUUGAGCUCGAUAAGCUGUUCCUCGAUUAUAUAAAUGCGAGGCGAAAGAGAAAAUCAGGUGAAAAAAUAAUGAAGACGGUCGCUAUAGACUACUUUGGGGAGGCAGAGGAGCAAAGCGGCGGCAUCACUGGCGAUGGACGUCGACGACGUCGACUCCUACUUGGAUUUGUUCGGAGAGGGCCCCGUCUUAGGCCUCCACCACCUCGCUGGAUCCUGAUUUCUUCACUUCUUUCCAGGACGAUUUUGAUGAUGAAGACAUCAACUGAUUGCGUGAUCUCAUCUUUCUGUCUUUUUGGUCCCAAGUUCAAUCGAUAG